ACUGCUCGGAGCUGCAGAAUGAGGUACUCUCUGGCUUGGUCCUUCUGUGUUUUUCUGCUCUCUGUGGCAGAUGCCAUUGAGCUGACAGAUAUGUUUGGAGAGAUCCAGUCCCCAAACUUCCCGGAUUCCUAUCCCAGUGACUCGGAAAUGACAUGGAAUAUUUCUGUGCCCGAUGGAUUUAAAAUCAAGCUCUACUUCAUGCAUUUUGACUUGGAGUCAUCUUACCUCUGUGAAUACGACUAUGUAAAGAUUGAAGCUGAAGACCAAGAGCUGGCAACUUUCUGCGGCAGGGAGACAACAGACACAGAGCAGGCCCCUGGACAGCAAGUGAUCCUGUCUCCAGGUCCUUACAUGGGGCUCACUUUCAGAUCUGACUUCUCCAACGAGGAACGCUUCACUGGCUUUGAUGCCCAUUACACAGCCGUGGAUGUGGACGAAUGCCUGGAGAAAAGCGAUGAGGAACUGGCAUGCGACCACUACUGCCACAACUACAUCGGAGGGUACUACUGCUCCUGCAGGUUUGGCUACAUCCUCCACUCUGACAACAGGACCUGCAAAGUGGAGUGCAGUGACAACCUCUUCACCCAGAGGAGUGGGGUGGUCACCAGCGCGGACUUCCCCAGCCCCUACCCAAAAAGCUCGGACUGCUUGUACCGCAUCGAGCUGGAGGAAGGCUUCUUCAUCACCCUGAGCUUUGAGGACAGCUUUGAUGUGGAAGACCACCCCGAGGUUACCUGUCCCUAUGAUUUUAUCAAGAUCAAAGCUGGACAUAGGGAGUUUGGCCCUUUCUGUGGAGAGAAAUCACCGGGAAUCAUUGAAACUCAAACCAACAGUGUGCAGAUUCUCUUCCACAGUGACAAUUCAGGGGAGAACAGAGGCUGGAAGCUGUCCUACACAGCAAUCGGGAACCCAUGCCCACUGGUGCAACCACCAAUCAAUGGCAAAAUCGAGCCUUCUCAAGCCAAGUACACCUUCAAAGACCAAGUUGUCAUCAGCUGCAAUACUGGAUACAAAGUACUGAAGGAUAACCUAGAAAGUGACUCCUUCCAGAUUGAGUGUCAAAAGGACGGGACAUGGAGUAACAAGAUCCCUAUCUGCAAAAGUAAGGACACCCUUCCCCACCCUUUCAAUGCCCUUUUUAUGCUGAAAUCAUUCCCUGCUAACUGCAGCUGCCCAGCCAGA
Tinamus guttatus (white-throated tinamou) is the source of this 1182-nucleotide messenger RNA. The record is from RefSeq and is a predicted model, not a curated record. NCBI's taxonomy places the organism in Eukaryota, Metazoa, Chordata, Aves, Tinamiformes, Tinamidae.